Messenger RNA from Miscanthus lutarioriparius, 465 nucleotides. The record is from the annotation of a GenBank genome assembly. NCBI's taxonomy places the organism in Eukaryota, Viridiplantae, Streptophyta, Magnoliopsida, Poales, Poaceae.
AUGCCUGACCCGCGGACGUCCCAGCCGGUUCUGCCCGCGGGAACCCUGUCGCUCGUUCCCGAGACCUCGCUGUCGAUGGCCACGGGGGCGUCUCCCUCCGCCAUUGGCGUCAUGUCGAACGCCGAAUUGAUGGCAGCGGUGCUCGACCUCGGCAAGAUGGUGGCCGAGAUUCAUGCGUUCCUUUUGGGACCGCAAGGACCGCAGCCGAUCCCACCGCCGCCGCCCACGCAGCAGCAACUGCCGCCGCCACCGCUUCCGGCUUGGAUCGCCGGUUUGUCGAAACCCAUCUACACGCCGCUCCCGACCACCGGGGCUGUCAUGGCGCAUGGCGGCGCCUUGGCUCCGGGCGUCCUCUACGGCGGGGUGGACGGCCCCCUGUUCCACGGCGGCAGCCUGAUGCCGACGCUCUCCGCCGCGUCGCCCUCGUUGGACAGCACGGGCGCGGCGCCCUCGGCCUCCGCAUAG